This is a messenger RNA of Protopolystoma xenopodis, 399 nucleotides long. NCBI's taxonomy places the organism in Eukaryota, Metazoa, Platyhelminthes, Monogenea, Polystomatidea, Polystomatidae. The record is from the annotation of a GenBank genome assembly.
AUGCUUUGGGCGAAUGCCAGUAGCGAAGCUGGAGAGGCUGGCUUGACGGAGGAUGAGACGGCUCAAUGGCGUUCUGCUAUGCUCAGUAUGGGCAUCAUCGAUGCAAAUUCGUGUAAUAAUGAUUCCUCUUCAUUUCACGUACAGUUGGCCUAUCAGAUAUCCAGUCUUCUCUCUCCCCUUCUUCAAGCUGAAUCUCAGCCGGGUUCUCAACAGGCAGGUCAGCACACAACUCGAGGCUGCAUUGAUCUGGCCUCGGCUUACUGUCGUCUAAACAGGGCUCGUGGGGUUGAGUUAAUUUCUCCCGAUGAUCUUAUACAGGCCGGAAAACAGAUGGAAGGACUGCAGUUACCUUUGCGGCUAAAACGGUUCCCUAGUGGAAUAAUGGUAAGUUGCUCAUGA